CAUUUUCAUUCUGCCGAGGGUUUGAUCUAAACAUGACGAACGUUGUCACCGCGGCGUUGCGAUUUGCAAUAUUUUUGCUAGGUAUAGGGUGUACUGAAGCCAAAAGGUUUUCCAUAAUCGCUCCCAGUGUGUUUCACAUUGGGGUAGAGGAGAACGUUUCCGUUGCGGUUUACGAUGCCAUGCAGCCUGUAACAGUUAAGUUAUAUCUGCAGGAUUAUCCAUUCAGACGGAAAACAUUCUCCCCAACUGAAGCCACGUUACAACCAGGAAAAGGGAGCACCUCGUUCCUGACAGUCAAGGUGGAACCAGAGAACCUUCCCAAUAUCAAGUCGGUAGAUGUGCAGUAUGUUUACCUUGUCGCCAAAUCAGAUGAUGGCCAUUUUCAGUUCCACAAGGAAGCAAAGAUCCUACUCAGCUACAAGAACGGAAUGGUGUUCAUACAGACUGACAAACCUAUCUACACACCAAAACAGAAAGUUCUUAUCAGGGUGUUUCCGCUCCAGUUCAACACGAAGCCCUCGGGAAAAAAUAUAACCUUGAUGGUCCUGAAUCCGCAAGGAGUCAAAGUGAAGCAGUGGAAGGACCUUGAAACUAGCACAGGUAUUAUAUCACAAGUACUUCUAUUGAGCAAUUUCAUCAUCCUGGGUAACUGGACAGUAACAGCUAUAUACGGCCAUCAGAAUAUUUACAACACAUCUGUGCAAUUCGAGGUCAGAGAAUACGUUCUUCCCAAGUUCUCCGUGAAACUCCAAGUGCCGCCUUACAUACUGAAAACAGACAAAGAAAUAAAGGUUCAGCUGACAGCCAGGUACACCUAUGGAGAGCCGGUUGUCGGGGCUGCGAAUGUCUAUUUGAGCAUUGCUUUGAAAGGAAAGGUUAUUCCGAUUGCUACUCACCAAGUAUUGCUUGGCGAAGGUACUGCCGCAGUGGAAGAAAGGGUAAAAUUCAUCAAAGAAAGGGCAGGAGAAAUCUGGUUCCCAGAGGGUGGCAGGCUUCAUGUCCAGGCUGACGUCAUAGAACGGGCGACUGGUGAAAAGGAGACUGCGGUGGAUAAAUCGAGCAAGUUUACAUCAAACCCCUACUUGGUCGAGAUCAUAGACACUCCAAAGUACUUUAAACCUGGAAUGCCUUUUACUGUGAAGGUGGUCGUGACGCUUAAUGAAAAGCCUGCCGAAUCCAUUACCGUGACACUUUCUGCCACUGGUAAAAGCGUGAAUGAAGAGAAACACUUGACUAAGCUAGAUGACAAAACGAAUGAGGACGGCGAAGCUGAGUUUAGAGUUGAUGCCUGCACCAACUGUCAGACCAUCAAGAUAGAGGUUAAAACCAUCAAAGAAAAUACGCAAUCUGCUUUAGCUAAUUUCGUGAUGCAGCCAUUCGACGCAGAAAAUGGACCACUGAUUGUACUUCGUCAAUGGACGUCAGGAAAGCUGAAGGUCGGUGGCAAGUCCAAAAUUGAAACUUACCGGAAAGGUGAUGACAAGGCAGCUGUCUUUUCGUUUGUGGUGGUUUCAAGGGGAAGGAUUCUCUCUCAUCAUACUACCGAAGUGCUCGAGGACAGCUUUAAAAGCGACAUAAAGAGCUUGUCCCUUCAUGUCACUCCUGAAAUGUCACCAUCCGCCCGUUUGAUUGUUUACUACAUUGACAGCAGUGGACGAGUCGUGGCUGACAGCAUUUUGCUCAAAGUAGAGGAAAAACUCCCAACCACGGUUGAGUUUGAUUAUGAAAUCAAAGACGGAAGUGGACCUCAAAACAAAGUAGAGACACAACCUGCGAAAAAUUAUGUGAUUAAACUCAGGGCUCCUAAAGGAACACGUCUGGGACUCUUGGGGGUGGACAAGAGUGUUUACCUGUUGAGAAAUGAGAACAGACUUUCCAAAGAGCGGGUUCUCAAAACUGCUAAGGAACUUGAUCUUGGCUGUGGUGUCGGCGGAGGAAAAAAUAACAGAGACAUUUUUAAGAGGGCUGGUGUUGUCAUCAUGACGGAUAACUUUGUUAGUGAUGGAAGAAAUGGCCAUGACUGCGAUGAAGAUGGUUCUCGUAGAAAACGGAGAUCAGUGGCAGACCCAGUUUUAAAAAUAUGCUGUGAAUGGGGAAGAGAAGCGGGUGGAAACGUAACCUGCGCCAAGCUUUCGUUGGACGCCAACAAAAAUUUGCCUGAUGACUGCAGAGAGGCCUUCUGGAACUGUUGUGUAGAAAAAUAUGGUAGAAAUGAUUCCGCCUUGCUUGGAAGAAGUGGUACGGAGAAUAUAGAGAAUGCCGAGCGGGACCUCGCAGAUGCAGAAAAACGAACCGAUUUUCCAGAAACUUGGAUUUGGGAAGAGCUUCCUGUUGGGGAGGAUGGGACUGCAAAAAUGGAAGCCACGAUACCUGACACUAUAACUACUUGGGUUAUACAGGCCGUGGCCAUCAGUAACACAACAGGAUUGGGCCUAGCCUUACCACUACAGAUCGUUUCCAAGAAAGAUUUUUUUGUUUCGCUCAAGAUGCCUUACUCAGUGAAAAGAGGAGAGCAGAUUUCGAUCCUGGCGACAGUUUUCAACUAUAUGAUAAAGAAUGACAAUCAAUACCGGGCAAAGGUAUACCUCAGAGGUAACAAAGACUUCUGUUCUACUGCUGCCGAUGACAGCCUUGUUUUGAUAGGGAUACUUUACCUUCAACCAAACGAUGCCAAAUCUGUUGCAGUCCCAAUUAUUCCCAAAACAGCAAGGGAAAUAGAAAUCGAAGUCUCAUCCAUUCUUGAAGUAAAAAAAGAGGGUGAAGUCUUUUGGGAUACAAGGGGAGUGGACGUCGUACAACGAAAGCUUCUUGUUGUGCCAGAAGGAAAGGAAAAUCGUACCUCGCGAUCUUUUACACUGGAUCCUAAAGGAAUUCUCAACGAUGACACUAAUAAUGGAGAACACAGUUCAACCAUAUCACCAAGGAACAUUACAAUUGACUUCGAAAUUCCCCCAAAGGCAAUAACUGGUUCAACUGGAGCUGUCGUGUACUUGACCGGAAACCUUCUUGGUCCAGCCAUUAACACUACUAUCGAAGGUGGUCUAGAAAAAUUCUUCCGCCAACCGACAGGAUGUGGGGAGCAAACGAUGCUUUAUCUUGCUCCAAACGUGUACGUGCUGGAAUAUCUAACGAACACAAAACAGAUCAGCGACCCAAAUGCGGAAAGUGCCUACCGCUUCAUCCAGUCGGGUUAUCGACGUGAAUUAAACUACCGUCGCAACGACAGGUCAUUUAGUGCAUUUGGAAAUGAACGGCCAGGAAGCACAUGGUUGACUGCUUUUGUGAUGAGGGUCUUCUGCAAGGCCAAAAAGUUUUUAGGUGAUGAAAUGGAUGAAAGAAUGCUCUGCCAAUCUGUGGGCUGGCUGGUUGAAAACCAACGCAGCGAUGGAGCUUUCCCCGAAGUUCACCAUGUCAUUCAUAGAGAGAUGGUGGGGGGUGUAUACAAUUCAGAGGGAGACGUUGCCAUGACAGCCUUUGUGCUAUCUGCUCUGGCGGAAUGCAAAUGCGAAGUGGUUUCACAGGCGCAUGUACUUAGGGCCACAAACUUUUUGGAGAGUCAGUACAAAAACCUGAAUAGACCUUACAGUAUGGCUCUCGUGGCUUAUGCUCUGGGCUUGGUUGAUAGCAGGGAAAAAGUAAAUGCCAAUGAUCGACUUCUACAGAAGGCCCAGUAUGAUGACGUUAAAAAGACUCGGCACUGGAACUCUGGUGGAAAUGCACUGGAUGUGGAAACCGCUGGUUAUGGACUAAUGACUCAACUGCUCCUCGGACGCACCAGUUCUGCAGGUCCAAUUGUGACGUAUAUAACAAGUCAGAGGCAGGGUGGUGUCGGAUUUGUAUCUACACAGGAUACAGUGGUAGCUCUCCAAGCUCUUGCAUUGUACAGCGAAAAAACUACAGGAAACAUGUUAGACUUAAAAGUUGAAGUGAAGACGGAAAAUGGGGAAGUCCGGGAAUCCCAUCGUAUUAACUCAGAAAACGCACUUCUACGCAGGGAAGUCAAGAUACCAAAGGGAGCUCUGCCUGGUAAACUCUUCGUGAAGGCGGAAGGAAGUGGUGUGGGACUUUUGGAGGUGGAAACUCGUUACAAUCUUCCCUCGUCAAGGGGUGAGAUCUGUAUGUUUGAAUUGAGGGUAAAAGUCGUUGAAAUCAAAGGAGGUGAAAAGGAAGAUCUACUAGGACCCAUGCAAAGCGAUGCCGAAGACAAGGAACGUCAGGAAGAGGAAAAAAAAAGAAAGAGAAACAGUAAAAGAGGAGGAAAACGUAGAAAUAAAGGAAAACGAUGUAAAAGAAUAAGAGAUAAGAGAAAGAAAAAGCAAUGUAGGAACAGGGGAAAUAGAAAAGGUAACCCCGAGACAGUCAAGAAGCCUCAACGUCCACAGAAAUACCAGCCAGUCAAGAAUAUCAAACUGAAAGUCUGCGCUAGGUAUAAGAAACCAGGAAACACUGGAAUGGCUAUCAUGGAUAUUGGCAUCUUAACCGGAUUUAAACCCAACAAAAAAUCCUUAGCUAAGCUCAACACCAGCGUGCCUCAACUGGAUAUGAUUGAAAAAUCGGACAGAUCCCUGGUUCUUUAUCUCAGUGAGAUUCCUAGUACCCGUGAGCUAUGUGUAAGUGUUCUGUUUGAAAAAGAGUUUUACGUUGGUGCAGUUCAAGCAGUACCGGUGAAUGUGUAUGACUAUUAUGAACCAGAUCAAUCCUGCAGCGUAUUUUAUGGACCCGAAAAGUCAAGUCCGUUGAGGUUGGGAGUCUGUGAUAUUGGCUCCACUUCGUGCAAAUGCACUCAAGAUAAAUGUCCUCAGGAUGAUCCCCCGAUUGACAACAUUGACAAGCUGAUAAAAAUUGCCUGCACCAAUUACCAAUACAUCAUAAAAGGAAAGCUCUUGGAGAUCGAUGAGGUACAAACCAUGCUUGAGUACGACUUCGAGGUUGUUCAAAUCAUUCAAGAAGGAAACAAGAAAAUAGGAAGCAAUAAAGACGAUAAGAUAAAGCGGAUAGAGGUCAUGAAGCAAGGGACAUGCCGAGGUAUUAAACUUAAGGUGGACAAGGAAUACUUGAUCAUGGGGCGAGAUGAAGGAGGCAAGUACGAGCUAGACGAGAACUCGUUCGUCAAACUAUGGCCUGAAGACGGCGAGAACAAAGUCAAAUUGGAUAAAUUUUCCCGAGAAUAUAAAUGCUCUUGAAAUGCUUAAAUGUGUCUUUUUAAAAACGGGUGAUUUUUGGGAGUUUGACCACGAGGAUUGCAUAAUGUAGAGUGAUACUAUAUUAAGGUAGAGUAAAAAAUUCAAAGUGCUACAUGCCUAUUUCUACAGAUGAUUUUUUUUUUAAUUAUUUGUGUGCUUCUUUAACCUAAAACACCGAAACUCACGAAGGAAAACUUGGACCAAUUUUUUUUUUUUUUAUCAUGAACGAGCUCAGUUGGGGUUUAGGCAUACACAAGCUUAGUUUUCCCCUUGCAACAUUGAUCUGUAAUUGAUGUUAUACAAACUAAACUUUCCCAUCCUCCUGUAUUUGGUGGUAGCUUUACCUGAGCAAACCGUAAUUUUAGGCUACUCUGUUAGAUUUUAAGGCACCUUUCGGCGUUUCUUUAAGAUUCACUUAUAGGCGAAGUAUUUCACAGAAACUGCUAUCCUCUAAACUUCCUUCUAUGGGAUUCCUAAGAAAUGCUUCCCCAUCCAAUCUAUGUUAUCUUUGCAUUUAAUUGGGGAAGCGUUUCACUUUCCACUUCAUCUAGCAAUCAGGGAUUUCUUUCUUUUUUUUUUUUUUUGAGUUUCCGAAUUGAAAUCAGACUGCUGCCCAGUAACCAUUUUGCACGGCCAGGUCGCUGAAUUUUUUCUGAUAUGGCUUCGCUGUUUCAGGGCAGCUAAAGGUUAAUGUUGGAGUUAUAGCAGAAGCAUUAGUAAAUAAGACAAAAAGCAUUAUUUCUAAACGAUAUAUCGUCAUAAACUUGUUAUGCCGCACAGUAUUUUGCUGAAUUAAAUAAACGAAUAAGUUUUUAAUGA
This is a messenger RNA of Stylophora pistillata, 6002 nucleotides long. Its product is annotated as A.superbus venom factor 1. NCBI's taxonomy places the organism in Eukaryota, Metazoa, Cnidaria, Anthozoa, Scleractinia, Pocilloporidae. Gene Ontology annotation, molecular function: serine-type endopeptidase activity; endopeptidase inhibitor activity; protein binding. The record is from RefSeq and is a predicted model, not a curated record. Gene Ontology annotation, cellular component: extracellular region. Gene Ontology annotation, biological process: proteolysis.